Molecule: messenger RNA, 384 nt
Organism: Entrophospora candida
Lineage: Eukaryota; Fungi; Glomeromycota; Glomeromycetes; Entrophosporales; Entrophosporaceae
Source: the annotation of a GenBank genome assembly
AUGAAGAAUCUUCACAUGUAUGUAACUGAAACUUCUAGCUCAAAUGAUUUACCAGAAAUUCAAGAAAGUGUAUCAGAUGUAAAAGUGCCCUCACUAUGUGAGAACAAUUCCCAACUUCCAAUUACUACCUUACCCAAUGUUCCAGAAGCCGAGUUAAGUGGAUUACCUUCAGAUACAAUAGCUAAUAUUAGUAAAUCAUCCCCAUCUCGGCAACCAAUUUCUACCUUAUCUGAUGAUCCAGAAGAAAAACAAAAGCAUACAAUUAAAAUGACAUUGGAUCAUUUUUCUUAUUUACCUUUUAACUACAGUGAUGAAUAUGACGAUUAUUUUGAUUGCCCAGAAAUAUGUCUGGCGUGUAAUAAAGAACAUAAAACAGUAAUAUAA